Messenger RNA from Drosophila grimshawi, 1157 nucleotides. RefSeq lists its product as uncharacterized. The transcript is spliced from 9 exons. The coding region runs from base 21 to 1157 and encodes 378 amino acids. Lineage: Eukaryota; Metazoa; Arthropoda; Insecta; Diptera; Drosophilidae. The record is from RefSeq and is a predicted model, not a curated record.
GGAAGCAGUAAACAAAAUUAAUGAAUCUGAAUAUCGACAGCAAUUUCAGCUUCACUUGUAGGUUACUACAAAAGCAAUGCGACACUCAACAAGUUGGCAUACAGGCUGCCUGGGAUCUUGUCGAUUUACUUAAAUGCUUAAACGCCAAGGAAAAGCUCCUGCUGGCCAAAUACUUUUGUCGAUUGCCUUUGAAUGUUGGCAGCUUUCGUGUGCUGCGGCAGUUGCAAGAUCUAAGAAUUCUGACAGCCACAGAAUAUAUUUGCAGCAUCGAAAAUGAGGAACAAUUGCAAUUGAUUUUAAUUGAGUUCCUGGAAAAUCAAAAUGCGCUUCUCUCCAAUCUAUUCAUUUCAGCUCUUUAUGAUUCAUUAAAUACUGUGAGACUGAAUAUCAUUCUCGAAAAUGCUUUGCGGCAUCUCUUCAGCGCUCUAGCUGAGAAUCCAAAGAUCAGCAAUCUAAACUAUGUGGAUUCAUUGUGUAAAUCUCUACCUGAUGAUGUAUUAAUCAAUGUGUGUUUGCAAAUGCAUUUGAAUAUACUAUUGGAGUUGCAUGAGGUUAACGAUGUUAGUCUGGCCUUUAAGUCAUUUAGCGCUUGGAUUAACGAGGGCGUCGAUGAAUUUAUCUUUAUCAAGCAUAUAACGGGAAAACUCCUUGGCGGUCAUCAGCAGGAAGCCUUAUCUCAUCUAUUCAAAUUAUCUACGGCUUUGAAUUUUAAGCAAUGGAAAUUCUAUCUGAUUUUGGUGCAGUCCAUUGCCAGUAGUUGCAGUGCUGAGACGAGCACAUUUAUUAAAAAAUACCUUAAGAAUCGUCUACAGCACGUUGCCAGUUUGGGCUGUCAAUUUUCGCUAUUGCAUCUUCUGCUCACAGCUCGCGCUGCUGCGGCGACAACGAUGAAUAUUCAAAAGAAUUUGGAUAACUAUGCCCAGUGGUACAAGCAAAACAUCGGUAAAAUGUCCUCUGUGCUGAGCCUGGACCAUUUUCAAUCAGUAUUAAAUAUUCUCGCAGAUUCCAUUCAUUAUGAAUUGGAAAUUGAUUAUCUUGAGAUUCAUGCCGCGAUUGCCAUCUCUCCUGGCGGCAAACUCGUCCAGUCAUAUAAAGCCAAUUGCAAGGCGCAUUUAUCGUGCUUAAAAGCUGCCAGCAAGCAAAAAGAUGGUAAAUAA